Prinia subflava (tawny-flanked prinia) is the source of this 6209-nucleotide messenger RNA. It is a transcript of the gene GLRB, whose product is annotated as glycine receptor beta. The record is from RefSeq and is a predicted model, not a curated record. Gene Ontology annotation, molecular function: transmembrane signaling receptor activity; transmitter-gated monoatomic ion channel activity involved in regulation of postsynaptic membrane potential; extracellularly glycine-gated chloride channel activity. The transcript has 10 exons. Gene Ontology annotation, cellular component: neuron projection; synapse; plasma membrane. Gene Ontology annotation, biological process: synaptic transmission, glycinergic; chloride transmembrane transport; regulation of membrane potential. NCBI's taxonomy places the organism in Eukaryota, Metazoa, Chordata, Aves, Passeriformes, Cisticolidae. Bases 190 to 1683 code for a protein of 497 amino acids.
GCCGCACAUGCUCACUGGCCGCGGAGGCACCGCCGGAGGUAGGGGCUCGCUCCGCCGCCGGAGGAGCCGCGCUGUCGCUGCGGCCGGGCCGCGGCAUGGCCCGCCCGCUCCCGGGCCGCCGCCGCCGCUGAGCGCGGGGGGAUCGCAGCGUCCGGCGACUGAAGAUUUCUCUGAAGCAUAAUCUUCAAGAUGAAGUUCUUACUAGCAAUUUUAUGUUUCAUCUCAUUCUCCUUAUGGGUUGAAGAAGUCUAUUCCAAAGAGAAGUCUUCAAAGAAAGGAAAAGGGAAAAAGAAGCAAUAUCUAUGUCCAUCGCAGCAAUCAGCUGAAGACCUUGCAAGAGUACCUGCAAAUUCUACCAGCAAUAUCUUGAAUAGAUUGUUGCUCAGCUAUGAUCCCAGGAUAAGGCCUAAUUUCAAAGGAAUUCCUGUCGAUGUUGCAGUUAACAUCUUCAUUAACAGCUUUGGGUCAAUUCAAGAGACAACUAUGGAUUAUAGAGUCAACAUCUUUCUAAGACAGAAGUGGAAUGACCCCAGACUCAAACUGCCCAAUGACUGGAGAGGUUCAGAUACACUGACAGUGGACCCAACUAUGUUUAAGUGUCUUUGGAAGCCAGACUUAUUCUUUGCAAAUGAAAAAAAUGCUAACUUCCAUGAUGUCACACAAGAAAAUAUCCUCCUUUUUAUAUUUCGGGAUGGAGAUGUCCUAGUCAGCAUGAGAUUGUCUAUUACACUGUCAUGCCCUUUGGACUUGACCUUGUUUCCUAUGGAUACACAGCGCUGCAAGAUGCAACUGGAAAGCUUUGGUUACACAACUGAUGACUUACGGUUUAUCUGGCAGUCUGGAGAUCCUGUACAGCUAGAGAAAAUAGCUCUGCCUCAGUUUGAUAUUAAAAAGGAGGAUAUUGAAUAUGGUAACUGUACCAAGUAUUACAAAGGCACAGGUUAUUACACUUGUGUAGAAGUAAUCUUCACUUUAAGAAGACAAGUCGGAUUUUACAUGAUGGGUGUUUAUGCUCCUACACUGCUAAUUGUUGUUCUGUCCUGGCUGUCAUUUUGGAUCAAUCCUGAUGCAAGUGCUGCAAGAGUCCCACUGGGUAUUUUCUCAGUGCUCAGCUUGGCAUCUGAAUGUACCACUCUUGCUGCUGAACUUCCCAAAGUGUCUUAUGUGAAGGCCUUAGAUGUCUGGCUGAUUGUUUGCCUUCUCUUUGGGUUUGCAUCCCUGGUGGAAUAUGCUGUGGUUCAGGUAAUGCUAAACAAUCCAAAGAGAAUUGAAGCUGAGAAAGCAAAGAUUGCCAAGGCAGAGCAAGCAGAAGGGAAGGGUGGAAAUGCUGCCAAGAAGAACACUGUGAAUGGCACAGGGACUCCGGUUCACAUCAGCACUUUACAGGUUGGUGAGACCAGAUGCAAAAAAGUUUGCACCUCGAAAUCUGAUCUGAGAUCCAAUGAUUUCAGCAUCGUUGGAAGCUUGCCAAGGGAUUUUGAAUUAUCAAAUUAUGACUGUUACGGGAAGCCCAUUGAAGUCAACAAUGGGCUCGGGAAAUCUCAAGCCAAGAACAACAAGAAGCCUCCUCCUCCCAAGCCUGUCAUUCCAUCAGCAGCAAAGAGAAUCGAUCUUUAUGCAAGAGCACUGUUUCCUUUUUGCUUCUUGUUCUUCAACGUCAUAUACUGGUCCAUAUAUUUAUGAUAAAUCUUUUAUUUAUUUUUUUCAUAUGUGUAAAAUAUAGCCCAUUUCAUUAUCCCUUCCCAGUCAUGAAGGCCACUGUGUGAAAUUAUUUGCAUUUGCAAAGCAAUAUGUUGCAUCUUGAUGCCGUGCGAUUGUACUGAACAUAUGGCAUCUGAAAUUUGAAUGAAAGCAUGACACUGCAAUGUCUGUGCUCUGACCAACUUUGUAUAUAAAUGUACAGCAUACAUCCUGCUUUAGGAAUAUAUAUGAAGGACGAUGCCUACUACAUUAUAAAGCUGAAUAAUGCUCUUCAGUUAUUAGUAACAUACAGAAAUUUAAAGUGUUUCUGACAAUGAAACUGAUGUGCACGUUGAGUAUUAUUAAAAUCAGUAUUCUAGUAUAUGUAGUAUUUAACAGCUUUUCUGCUGACUUCCAGAGGAAAACGAAACACCCAUCAAACGUCUUGUUCUUGUAUAAUUUCAGCUGGCACUGUUGAAGAAAAAGCUAAGGUAUAAUUAUUAUUAUUUAGACUUUGUAAAUGAAGGUAGCAUCAAGGAAGCAGGUCUUGUCUAGGUGGAAAAAUAAAGAUCAGAGAACUUCUAAAAUCAACUCAUUUAGGAAAAAAAACCCAACAACUUUGCCCACAAAGCAGGCACAGUUAAGUGUGGUAGAAUAUGCUGGCAGUAAAACAUUGGGACAAAUUUUAACUGCUGUUUCUUUGGGCACAAACUAGAUACAGUACAUUAAAAAAAAGGGCCACUUUAAAGGUAUCAGGAGUUGUGGAGAGGCAUCACAAGAUGCAGAUCAGUAUCAGGAUUUUUAUACAUUUUUACAUUAGUUUGUCUUCUGGCUCAGUUUCUGUAGCAUCUGGCAAGCCUGCAGUAUGUAAGUCACCUUUUUUUUUUGCAUUGGACACUUGAUUUUUUUUUGUUUGUCCCUUUGAAAGUUUUCAUUGUAAACAAACCAGUUGUCAAGACGAAAUCCCAUUUUCACCAAUAAUUAUACCUUUUCUGUUUGUGUGCUAGUUAGCACAUAGCCACCAGUAGGAGUGAAAAUGUGGCCUAAGGUCUAAGGGACUGAGACUCUCAUGGGCCCUUGUGUGUCUAAUUAAUGGCUGCCCUCACCAACUCAUUAAUCUGGCUGCUACAUUUUGGAGAAUAAGGUCCUAUGCCUGAAAUAGUUCUGAUAGGAGACUGUUUUCCAUUUUCCAGAGGAAACUCUGUGGCAUGGAGACUACCUUAACAUGAGCUCCUUGGUGUGCUUAGGGCAGGAGCUGUGGUCUCCUGUAGAUGCCAGGGUACAUCCCUUCAUAAGGUGAGUCAUGAGAAGAAAUGCGGCCAAAAGACAGCCGCAUGUAGGUAGGCGUGUGAGUAGAGUGUGUUUCCUGAGAACAGGGACUUGGCCUCAGCUCAUGAAAGUGUGCCAUACACAUCUCUGCUGGUAGAGAUGGGGCACCACAGCUAGUUACAGUAUGAAAAUAAGGCACCUCUCACUAACUUUGCAAUUCAUAAAAGGAAGUCUGGACUAUUGUCCCCUCAUAGGCUAGGAAGGGACUGGUUUAAAUACAUGAAAUCUUUCAUAGUGUGGAAAAAACCAAUCCCACUUGUUGUGCUACAUUUCUGGCAUGUCCAGGAUGUGUUGAGCUAAUGCAGGCCACAAGUGGACUAUUGGAUCAUGUGGGAGUUGCCCACAAUGAGAAUGUUGUCAACAUACAGCAAUCCUGCACAAUCAAAAGGUCAAAAGGGGGAAUGUAAGAAGAGCAAUGGCCUGCCACACUGGCUUCACUGGACACCUGGUGAACCUGCACGCCCAGAGCUUUUUCAAACCACUGACAGUUUGUGAUCAACAGUCUGGCUGCAGCGACUCAUGUUUGGGUGGAAGAGAUUAGCUCUUCACAGCAUGGUGGCCACAGUUUGUCCUUUAGAUUUCUUUCCGAUCCAAAGAAAUGGAAGGCAAACUCCAGAUGUUAUUGAGCUGUGUUGAAUGGGGGCUGAGGAAAUAAUAUCUUCAAGAUCUAGUUCAAAGUUUUAAUAUUUCUGUUAGUUGAAGGUGAUUGCAGAAUUGUGAGAGACUCUAAGAAGAAAUAAGGAUAAAUGGAAAAGAGGAAGGAUGGGAGGGGGAACUUUUAUACAUACAGAAUGGUAUAUUUAUAGACAUUAUUUAUUCUCAUACUUGUAUUUUUUCUUACAGUUCUGGAGGCAAAAAAAUAAUUAUCUUGUGUUGCAAAUUAUAUGAAUUUUGGAAGAUAAUUUUCUUGUUAGAACUCUUAUUAAAAGAUUUAUCUGUAAUUAAUGUCCACAUUCUAUCUGUAAAAUCUCAAUUAUAGAUUUUAUUGUUAAAUUAAUCUUUGUUCCUUCUUGCUUUCCUGCUACUUGAUGGCUUUUGUGUUUUAUCAUAAAGCACUUAAUCAAUAAUACACUAUAAUUGCUUUCCAACUCAUACAAAGGGAAGCAAAAGAAAUGCAUAUUGUUCAGAUAAAUGUUUUUUGUUCAUUACAGCACAAAAACUAAGGCCAGAAGCAAAGUUUAACAGCAAAUUUGAAACUAAAUUUAAAAUGAAACCAAGCAUCAGCUAUAAAGUAUUAAUUUUCUUUUUACUUACCCUUGAUAAUAUUGCAGUACUUGUAUUACCUUGGAAUAUAUUAGCUUGUCCUACUGAGCAGCAAUAAUUGAUUUCUUUUAUUUUUCUUCUUCCUACUAAAGGUCAGCAAGAGUUUUGCAUACCAUCUCACAUUAUGGUCCACCAGCACCCUCUAGUUGUAAAAUUCAGGCUGUUAACUGAUUUCCAGAAUAAGGUGCAAAUAUAAAACUAUAGGCCAAAUAGGAGCCUAAUUGCUAAUUAUAAUAUGAAAGAAAAAAAAUUUAAAUUAAAAAUAAAUGGGCAAAUAAUCAAUUUACAGCUUUAGAAAUUUUCCAUGCAGUUAAGAUUUAGAAGUAUAGAAAUGAAGACGUUCAAGUAGUAUCAAAGGUGAGGUUCAUGAAAUGCAGCUUAGUAACUCAAUUAACUAGUCAUGAUGUUUAAACAAACUACAUGACAGCAAAAUAUGUUUUUGUGGGAGAGCCCAUCUGUGUUUCAGCUAACAUUUACUGCAAGUUCUGCUGUUAACUGGUAGGAUUUUUGUUCUACCCUUAAGAUAAACCUUGGUAUUGUCUUGGUUCUAAAGCAUUGAGGGACAGUAUUCAAGUAGCCAGUUCUGUUCUUUUCUAGUAUUAUCACCCUUUAGAUAGCUUUCUAUAUUUUUUUUCAGUGCUUUAGAACACAUUCAAACACUGCAUCAGGAAUUUCCAUGGAGAUUAUUUAAUUCAUUUCUCAACUGCAUCUGCAAAUUUAAGGUAGGCAAUGAGUAAGGAUGUAAUUUGAAAAUGUAUCAUCUGCUGUGCAUUAAUUCCCUGUAGUACACAGCUCAUGUUUGACACCCAGUUUUAGGAGCAGCUUUUCAGUGUGUAAUGGCACCUCCUCUUGUCUUCACUUAAUUCUAGCUGAGAUGGUGUAUGUGAGUGGUUGGCCUUUUGAGGAAAGGAGUUUAUUUUAGUAAUUGCAGUGUACAGAAGACUGACUGCUUGGAAACACUGCCAAGCAGCUUUCAUUCUUCAAAGUCUUCAGAUUAUUUUGGAUUGUUAACAGGAUAGAGGAAGAUGGCUUUGAUGCCCUAUUACCCAUUAAAGAGAAAGCAGCAACCCUGCCUUCUGGUUUAGUGUCAGUGGGCAUGACCACAGUGAUUGAUCUGGCUGUUUAAUCUUUGCAAGGAAAUGCACUUACAAGUAAUCUUUAUUUAAAAAAAAUUUACUCUGAAGAGAGACAACACCUUACUUAAGCAGUCUGUUAUAGCUGUUAAGGGAAUCUCUUAAGAGACGUUAUAAUACAGUUACAAUGCAGACCAUGGCCUCUGCUUCAAUUGAAGCAGCUUAUUCUUAUGGUUACUGGGAGAUUGCAAUGGGGGUGUUUAUAGAAUAGGUAGCAUUGAAUUAUUUAUUUCCAAGGGAGUGCAGCCUGAAUAUAUGCAGUGUCAAGUGAUUUUUCAGGCUAUUGAGAUAUCCUAGUGCUGCUAUGAGUACAAAUGAGGUGAGUAGCAGAUAAGGGAAUGAGAGGACACAGUUACUUGAUGCUUUCGUGUGUUAAUUGCAGGAUUAGAGAAGGUAAUGUGGAAAGAAAUUCAGAUACAGAUAAAAUGAAUAAUAGUUUUGUUUGUGUCAACAGUUUAAUAUGUGUCUUGAAAUUUGCUUUGUACAUAAAUGAGUUACCUUCUUUUUAUAUUACUGUAAGGAAUUAAUAAAAAACCAGGAAAAUUUAAGCUCAUCUGUGCUGCCCAAAAGAUAAGGAAACUCAUUCUUUUCAUAUGAAGCUCUACACCUAAGUAAACAGUGGAAUAUAAAGAAAAAUUUGAGGACAUCUAUUCCUCAUCAUUGUGUUUUGUCUGUGCUGUUGUAUCAAAUCAGUCACAAGCAAUCUGGACUGCUUGGUGCACUCCUUUGCGUUUUGCCUUACUCAAGAAAGUUGCUCACCUGUCCUUCUUCCGUCAGUGGGAAUGGUGUUGGCAGGCAUCUAAA